AUGCACAGGACGCUAUCAACAGUCGCGCGUGGAACAGCGUUCGAGCAACGGUCGCUUCAAUUACUUCAAGAAUGUUUCUCCAUGUCCCUCAAACGCGUCGGUGGCAAAUCUGAUGGCGGCAUCGACUUGCUGGGCUGGUGGUGGCUUCCCCUUAGCUCAGUCUCCCAGUCUACUCCGAUCACACCACCACGUAGACGCAUACGCGUCCUUGCGCAAUGUAAAGCAGAGAAGAAGAAGUUCUCGCCAAACUACGUUCGCGAGAUGGAAGGCGUCUGGCAUAUGCACGCUCAAGACCGCUCCCCUUCCGAAUCUAACAUACGCGUGUCUGAACUGGGUACAGUAGCGCUCCUUCUUUCAGAGUCAAAAUUUACUACCGCAACCCUCACCCGUGCACUCGGAUCCAGCGUUCCCUUUCUGCUCAUGCACCUCCCUCCCCCUCCGCCAAUUUCUUCAGAUUCGCCCGUUGAAACCACCCUCGGAGAAGUUGGCUCUGCUUUCUGGAAUCCCGCUCUCGGUGGUGCGCAAGGUCUUCUUCGAGGAGAACUUGAUGUUCGAUGGGAACGUGACCCGGGAGGUGGUGGACGGCCUGGGUUGUGGUGUCGUGACAAAAGAGUGCAGAACUGGACGCCGGAUGCACAUGGGGAGUGUGUUCACGCUUCCAAGGAUAUUGAUCGGUGA
Messenger RNA from Suillus discolor, 678 nucleotides. RefSeq lists its product as uncharacterized. The transcript has a single exon. NCBI's taxonomy places the organism in Eukaryota, Fungi, Basidiomycota, Agaricomycetes, Boletales, Suillaceae. The record is from RefSeq and is a predicted model, not a curated record. Bases 1 to 678 code for a protein of 225 amino acids. Gene Ontology annotation, cellular component: mitochondrion.